UAGAUAGACCGGAAACAUCUGAUUUCUAUCCCCGACCUUUCUUGUUCGGGAGCUAAUCACAGUCGCCCGAAAACGCAAGAACGAGCCGAGUCAUCAAAUAUUCAAAAUCAACUCAUCCACCCCUUGUUUACAACCCUGAAAAACCCUAAUUCCAUCUUCCCCCAAAUCACACUCCACAGUUGAUACAAUUUUACUGCAUGGCUUCACCAGGCAAACCUCGGAAGGAAAACGACCGCCCGCCGGCCGCGAUUCUCCACCAGCCAGCUUCUCCUCGCUUCCCUUCCGGAACUCCCACCGCAGGCGCCCAGCGCAAGGUCGCCAUCGCAGUAGAUCUCAGUGAUGAGAGCGCCUACGCCGUCAAGUGGGCUGUCCAGAAUUACCUCCGGCCGGGCGACGCCGUCAUUCUCCUACACGUGCGCCCCACCUCCGUCCUGUACGGCGCUGAUUGGGGCGCCGUCGACGUCUCCGUCGACACCGCCGACGAGAAAUCGCAGCAGAAACUGGAGGACGAUUUCGACAAUUUCACUACGAGCAAAGCGAAUGACUUGGCGCAGCCGUUGGUGGAGGCGUCUAUUCCGUUCAAGAUCCAUAUUGUGAAGGAUCAUGAUAUGAAGGAGAGGCUUUGCUUGGAGGUGGAGAGGCUAGGGCUAAGUGCGGUGAUCAUGGGGAGUAGGGGAUUCGGAGCGUCGAGGAGGAGUAGUAAAGGGAGGCUGGGGAGUGUGAGUGAUUAUUGCGUGCAUCACUGCGUGUGCCCCGUGGUCGUGGUGAGGUUUCCGGAUGAGAAAGAUGAUGUAAGUGGGGGCUCGGCAAAGCCACUGGACAAGGAUACCUCUGCUCUGCAUCCGGUGCCUGAGGAGGAGGAACCGCUCUUUCUUGAUGCUUCUGAUCAGAAUGCAGACGAGUAUAGUGACGGAAUGUGCACCUGCAAGAUGGAAAAAUUGCGAGUUGCAUUUGAAAGCAUGGUCAUGUUGGGUAAACAGUGGGGUUUCAGCUUUAGCAGGGGACAUGGGUGUGUCGGGCUAGAAGAUCUAAAUGGUCAAAACUUGAUGUGGAGAAGACUUCUUGAGCUGAUGAUUGGAGAGGGUGGUGAGACGGUGAUCAUCAUGGAUACUUGUUUGUGUGAGAGAGGCUGUGUGCUUAUGUCAAGGUUUUUGCAUUCUGCUCGAAUGAUCAUCAUUGUUGAUGAGUUUCCUUGCUAUGUUAUAGAUCCUGAAAAUGGGGUCAUGCUAUCGAUGUGAUGUAAGUUAUCUUUCCGACUGCUCUUCGAGUUGCAUUUCAUCUUAAUGGAGAUUAUACUAAAACUAUCUCGUUUCUCUA
Salvia miltiorrhiza (redroot sage) is the source of this 1317-nucleotide messenger RNA. Its product is annotated as universal stress protein PHOS32-like. Lineage: Eukaryota; Viridiplantae; Streptophyta; Magnoliopsida; Lamiales; Lamiaceae. Bases 198 to 1238 code for a protein of 346 amino acids. The record is from RefSeq and is a predicted model, not a curated record. The transcript is spliced from 4 exons.